CAAGCAGCUCAGCAGCAUCUAUGGGCCAGGAUUCCAUGUCCAGUACCACCACCACACCUUCCCCUACAUCAUCAUCCUCUUCACCGAGUCCUGGAACACCCUGUUCUUCCUCUUCAACAUCAAUCUCUCCCCCAUCACUGCCCCAGCCUACGGUCUCGGCUGCUGCGCUCUCUACGUCACAAGCAGUAUCAGCACAAGGAAGGAUGGUAAACAGUCACCAGAAAGAAAAGAGACACUCGCUCUCAGCUCUCUCAUUUUCUCAGAAUUCUCCACAGAGCACAGGCUCGUAUCGGCAUUCUAUGGAGGUCCUCAUCGGUUCGACAACGGACAGUACGUUUGGAUCUGAGUCUCAGAACAAGGCUCCUGGACCUCAGACUCCAGUGUCAAACAUGCUGAUUCCUCCAACUGUACCAACUCAG
Molecule: messenger RNA, 419 nt
Organism: Limulus polyphemus (Atlantic horseshoe crab)
Lineage: Eukaryota; Metazoa; Arthropoda; Merostomata; Xiphosura; Limulidae
Product: putative protein TPRXL
Exons: 1
Source: RefSeq, a predicted model, not a curated record